AUGAGCGACCGCCAUAAUGCGGGACCAAAUGUGUCGCUCUCUUCUGCACAAGAAAUGCGUCUUCAGCUUACCGGCUACAUCUCCAGUGCGCUGUCGCUUACAGGGACACUCUAUGUGAUUGUACACUUUGGCUACGUACACUGGUGCAAGACUCACGCACUGCAGCUACCUCAGCAGCAAACUGCAUCUCAGUUGCCACAUCGCCACCGCAUGGACUUUAUCGAGAAGCUUGUAUUCGUACUGGCACUCUUCGACCUCGUCACCAUCACAGCACGCGCAGUCGGGCGUAGUGUCGUGCACGACUUGGUGCUCUGUCAAGCACAGGCGGCAGUAAUACAGGCUGCUACUCUUGCCAGCUGUAUUUGGAUAUGCUGCAUGGACUACAACCUCUAUCGAUGGAUUGCCGGUGGUGAGUCGGACGCGACGCGACAACGAAGGUUUCCAUUGUUUCUAGCGAUUGCAAUUGUGCCUGGAGCGGCUUUUGUCGUUUACCAUCUCAUGACAAAUAAGUAUGGUGACGCGACGUUCUACUGCUGGCUGGAUGAGAUCCGCUACAUGUUCCUGAACUUCUACCUGUUGUAUCUGCUUAUGAUUGUGUUCAACUUUGUACUCCUGGGACUCAUUCACCUGAACAUGAAGCAGCGAAUGGCAAGGCACGAUACAGUAGAGGCUGAUACGUCAUCAACACUGAUUCGUCGCAAGUUGUUGCUCUACAUUGUCGUCUUUACGGCGCAUCGCGUACCAAUGAUGAUUUAUCGGAUCUUUGAAGCUGGUGGGAUGAAUAGUCUGAGUGUAGGCCUCACCGUACAAGUGAUCCAAGAUCUAAACGGCUUCUCCAACUCGAUUGUUUACGGCGGUAUUUGCCGCAGCCGUGCUACAAAGGUGCCACCGCCGCGUGAUUGCGAAGCUGAAAGUAUGUCUUCAUCACCGAACAGCAUUGUAAAUGGCUGUGCUGUGAAGGAGUGUACAGCGGUAGCGAAGGACGAUCUCGAUACCGUAUUCUGUUCACCUGCAAAGAUUGGAACUGAUCGGACCCAAUCAGGACGUAAACUUUCGUGCGAGUCGGAAAGCGGACACUCUCAUGCGGGCAGGAAUUCCCGCUUUCGCAAGGGUGAAGUCAUAAAUCAGGAGCAGCACGGCAUUAGCUAUCGUACCUGGCAUCAGCGUUUACAAAAGCGCUUAUUGUUGCACCAUGCACCAUCGCCCGCCCCUGUGGAUCCUAGAAAAAUUGCAAUUUUUGCGUCUACAUUCAACAUGGGCGAGAAGAAUGUAAACGAAAGUGAACUGUGCAAAUGGAUUCCAUUCGGACAAGAUGUUUACGUGAUCGGUGUUCAAGAGUGCAUGAAUAUCGAAGACUUGCAAAUCAAGAUCAUGCGUCAUCUCGCUUCCGGGCCAAGUAGUAAAUACGUGCACUACUCGCGCGAGAUUGGCAAACGAGCUACAGCAUUAGGCUAUCACGGGUAUAUUGCCCUAUGCAUUUUUGUACGAGCGACAGCUGUGACAUCUGGGCGCUUUCGUAUGCCUCACCGACAGAGCAGCAAGAAAAAUGCUCAAGAAGUCUUCCGCGGCAAAUCACUUUUGGUUUUCGGCCGGGCAUCCAACAAAGGCGCCGUUGGUAUGUCUUUUCGGUUUGAUGAUACGUCCUUUGCUUUUGCAACAUGCCAUCUUGCGUCUGAUUCAUCAAGGCUGGAACGAGCUAAGCGUAAGAAAAGCUCUAACGCCGUUUUACAAUAUCAAAAGACAAGUGACAGUGCUGUGGAACUGAAUAUGCUGUAUAACAGCGGAAGCGUUGGGCGAAGUAGUGUUGGAAAUAGUGGUAGCAAAGCUUCCUUGUCCGACGAGACCAAAACAGUGGCGCACCAACCACCGUCCAAAGUGGAGCGGCGCAAUCAAGACGCAAUGGAAAUUCUUCAGCAGCUGUACUUAGACGAAGAAGAUUAUGGCUUUGGCUUCCCACAUUUGCAUCAUCAUAGCUUUAUUCUUGGUGACCUCAAUUAUCGGAUGACACGAAGAGGAGCAACGCCAAUGGAUAUGCUGGAAUUGCUUGCGAAUGCUGGAAUUGAGCACCAUAAUACAAGAGACAGCGUUUACACGCUGGCUUUGCCAUCACCGAGUUCCCCAGCAAGUAUUCAAACAUCGCUGCGUGAGCUUUCCGUUAAUGGUCGUGAGAGCGACUUUCGGCAAUGCAUAACACCCAAAGUGCAGAGCCCAGUGCCGACUAUAAUGACUCGGAAGAACUUAACAAAGCGGACAUAUUCAUCGCCCUGCAACAAUGACAGCAAUUCAUUGCCAUUCGUUCUGCAUUCACUCGUCGAGGAGCACGACGAGUUGUACCAGCUAUGCCGCUCGCAGCAAAUUUUCCACGGUUUUCAGGAAAAUGAGAUCACAUUUUUCCCUACUUUUCGACGCAUCCGAGGACAAGCUCUGCGGCAACCACUCGAUUCGGUCAUGUUUCGGCAAAACUAUUCGCUUGUUGCCACUCAUGGCGGGUACCGUGUGCCAUCUUACACAGAUCGCGUCUUGUAUACCUCGCUUACAGGUGCCAACCCUAUGAUUCUUCACGCUCAUCCCUCAGCAAGUACACUAGCUACUGCUAGAAUGAAAGACGUACCUGGCGCAUGUGAACUGCGUCUUCGACUCGAGUUUCGUUCAAUUCACUGGAUUGACGCAGUCGACUCUGCUUUGUUUGAUCGUGCUGAACAUUUACAGUUUGGUUUUCUCUUUCCAUUGCCGUGCGAGGAUGUCUUUGCACCCCAGCGCAAGUUGCAUGAAGUAGCCGAGCACUUGUCGUUUGGCGUGUCUAAGGCUGGAAUCACAGAUGACAUAAGCUUUACGUCGCCUAUCACGUCCACGUCCAGCUUUUACACAAUCAAAUGGCACGAGUUUGUUAAUAAUGGAUUACGGCAUCAUACCAUGGCAGGAGCUAUUGGUCGCAAGCACGUAGCUGUGGUUCUUCGUUCACUAGACAGACGACGCACAAUGUCCAAGACCUCAUCGGCUUCACAAUUAUUACACGCUAGCUCUUCACUAUCUCCAUGUACUGGUGAUAACUCCAACGCUUCUUCUACGUGUGGUCCAAUUCACCACAAUACGUUCGUGUCGUCUUCGUCUUCGUUUAUGUCGAAGAGAAUUUUUGGUCAUGGUACAUUCUGUGCGGAAGGAAUGACAAAGAAGACCGAUGUUUGUGUACCAUUAACGCUUGGUGGAAGACUCUUAGGUCGUCUUCACUUACGUGUGUCCUUGCAAAUGCGUCAGAAAUAA
Molecule: messenger RNA, 3261 nt
Organism: Peronospora belbahrii
Lineage: Eukaryota; Oomycota; Peronosporomycetes; Peronosporales; Peronosporaceae
Source: the annotation of a GenBank genome assembly